CCCAAAAAAACUGUGCACAAACAGAGACGACGCAAGACAAGUCUAGGCGAGAAAAUAAAGUGAACGGUCAGGAAAUAAACUUACCAAAGCAGCUCAAAUAAAAGAAAAAGGCGAAAAGACGCCGAGAGCAGGCUCCUGUGGACACCACAGACACAAGAUGGCCAACCGAGUGAUCAGCACUGCCUUGGUGCUCUUGGCCCUGACGCUCAAAGGAACCCGCGCCCAGCUGGACGUAUGUGGGAUGGCCCCCCUCAACAACAGGAUCGUGGGGGGAGAGGACGCCGCGGCCGGGACAUGGCCGUGGCAGGUCAGCCUUCAUCGCGGGGGGAGACAUUUCUGUGGAGGGUCUCUGAUCAACAGGGAGUGGGUCCUCACCGCGGCCCACUGCUUCCAGGGGGCUGGAGACUCCACUAUAGGCCUGGUGGUGUACCUGGGCCGGGACACCCAGCAGAGCCUCAACCCCAACGAGGAGGUCCGCAACGUGGCCCGCAUCGUCAACCACCCCGACUACGACGACACUCCCAACAACAACGACGUGUGCCUGCUGCAGCUGUCCGCCGCCGUGACCUUCACCGACUACAUCCGGCCCGUCUGCCUGGCCGCGGCGGCCUCCAGCUUCCCCGCGGGGACGGGGACCUGGGUGACGGGCUGGGGGACCAUCGGCUCGGGGGAGCCUCUGCCGGCGCCACAGAGGCUUCAGGAGGUGAUGGUUCCAGUGGUCUCCAACCAGGACUGCAGAACCACCUACAGCAUUCUCACGAGCAACAUGAUCUGUGCCGGCCUCACCGACGGAGGGAAGGACUCCUGUCAGGGGGACUCUGGUGGCCCCAUGGUUUACAAGAACGGCUCCCGCUGGGUGGAGGCCGGGGUGGUGAGCUUCGGCAUAGGCUGCGCGUUGGCCGACACGCCGGGGGUGUACGCCCGUGUGUCCGAGUACCAGGACUGGAUCAGCAGGCAGAUCUCCACCAGCCCGCCCGGCUUCAUCAUGGCCACAGUGAACCCCACCGCUGCGUCCAUUGGGGGGUCCAGCGUCUUCUCCUGCUCCGUCUCCUGCUCCAUCCCGCUCCUCUUCCUCCUCCUGCCUGUGCUGUUCUCUCUCUUCCUCUUCUCGUAGACACAGACUCUACACACAAACUCCGUCUUAGUUUGAAGACUCUUACUUCAAACUAAGACACGUUGAUUAAUUUGGUAAACCAGCGUGAAUCAGUUUGUUUUCUCAGGACGGACAAAGGGUGGUGGGCGGAAGCUGUGAAGAUCCAACACUAUUGAUGCUUUAGACAAGAUCUGUGUGGCUGUGGUUUAAUGAAGGACAUUCAAAGUAUGAUUUAGACUGUAAAAACUCCGGCUCAGUGAAUGAAUGAAUAAUGUGCUUGAUAUUUUCCUUGAUAAAAAUGAAAUUUGUAUUUAUCUUUUAAUUAUAUUUGCAACAGAUUAUUAUUAUACUUGCAAAAAAUAAAUAAAGUGAAGGAACAAGUUAUGGUGUUUAAAGUUUGUGAAAAGAUCAUAAAUUCUACCCAAAAUGCUGCCUAUGUAUAGAUCACUGAUUCAUUCUAAGUCUGUCCACUCUUUUCCUUUAUAUUUAAUAUGGAUGAAAUACACAAAAUAUUGAAAUAUCACAAAAUAAGAAAGCCAAAAUCUUAUCAAAUAGCAAAGUUGUAUAUGUUUCAAAGGAAAUCAUCUUUCCACAAAAAUGUUAACCGAUUUUAAAAAUUUUGCACGUAUGCUUGAUAUAUGACCUAAAUCUACUUUAUAUGCCUGGUUGAACUUUGAAAAUGUGUCAAAAGGUUAUUUUUAAUUAAAUAUAUUUGAUCAAU
Messenger RNA from Gadus morhua (Atlantic cod), 1814 nucleotides. Its product is annotated as serine protease 27. Gene Ontology annotation, molecular function: serine-type endopeptidase activity. The transcript is spliced from 7 exons. The record is from RefSeq and is a predicted model, not a curated record. NCBI's taxonomy places the organism in Eukaryota, Metazoa, Chordata, Actinopteri, Gadiformes, Gadidae. Bases 158 to 1114 code for a protein of 318 amino acids. Gene Ontology annotation, biological process: proteolysis.